AUGCCCCAAAUUACAAAGCUGUCCAAAAAGCAGCUCAAAGCAUUGAAAUUCAAGUCGAAGACAUCUGAAAAAGCUGCUAGUCAACUUGAAGAAAUAGAGGUUAAGAAGAAGCAGGCCGAGGAGGCUAGUCUCAAACCAAAGAAGAAGAGAAAGACUAGAAGGGGACAUCACGGUAAAGGAAAGAAUGGAUCCAAUAGUGGGUCCAGAUUCCUUUUAUUUGUGGGAAAUAUACCCUAUGAUAUUGGAGAGAAGGAGUUAAGGGAGCAUUUCAAAGCUGGAAAGCCGGAUAUUGUUAGAGUGAGAAAAGAUAAGGGUAUAGCAUUCCUUGAAUUCCUCGGAGAGAAUGGGCACAUUCAAGGACGUAUUGAUGCCUGUUUAGCACUUCAUCAUUCUCUGCUGGAGAAACGAAAGAUCAAUGUGGAACUUACCGCUGGAGGUGGUGGAAAUUCGGUGAACAGAGUGGAUAAGAUUAAGACCAAGAACGAUAAGUUGAUGAAAGAACGUAUUGAUAAGAUUCAGAAAGAAAGGGCCAAGCAGCAGAAGAGUAAUGAAAAGGGAGAUGAUGAAGAUGAGGAGGCUACUAAAGCUGCAUUGGAAGCCAACAAUGGAAUACAUCCAUCAAGGCUGGCCAUGAUAGAAAAGGACAAUUAA
This is a messenger RNA of Brettanomyces nanus, 651 nucleotides long. RefSeq lists its product as uncharacterized. The record is from RefSeq and is a predicted model, not a curated record. The coding region runs from base 1 to 651 and encodes 216 amino acids. Gene Ontology annotation, molecular function: RNA binding. The transcript has a single exon. NCBI's taxonomy places the organism in Eukaryota, Fungi, Ascomycota, Pichiomycetes, Pichiales, Pichiaceae.